CAAGCCCCAGUCCCCUCAGAGUAAAAGUCACGUUGGAAGGAAGAGGGGAGAGAGAUAUCUGCUUACAGCUGCUGUCAGAUAUCCGAUCGGGUUCGCAUGGCGAGGAGGUAACCUGAUCGAACGGGGAGGAGUGACUCUACCAGGGAAGGCUCGAACAAAAAAAAAAAAAAAAAAAUGUCUUCUUCUUCUUCUGGAGAGGUCACGGCGGUGAAUGACAUCAAGAGGGAAAAUGUGAAGGAGGUGGAUACGCGGGAGAGCAUCAAGCUGGUGGCGCUGGACGCGGUGGAGUUGUCCAUGGAGCGCACGGCUCCCAACGCCGACGCGGUGCGCACGGAGCUGCUGGUGAGCGCCGCUUCCUCCCUGGCUUUCUCCCCGGAGCAAGUGGCGUGCGUAUGCGAGGCGCUGCAGCAGGGGGGCAACGUGGACCGGUUGGCGAGGUUCCUGUGGUCCUUACCCCAGAGCGACCUGCUCCGCGGCAACGAAAGCAUCUUAAAAGCCCAAGCCCUAGUUGCCUUCCAUCAAGCUCGUUACCAGGAGCUCUACAGUAUUUUGGAGAAUCAUAGUUUCAGUCCGUCCAACCACACCUUUCUGCAGGAACUUUGGUACAAGGCCCGGUACACGGAGGCAGAGAAGGCGCGGGGGAGACCCCUGGGCGCCGUGGAUAAGUACCGGAUCCGGAGAAAGUAUCCUCUCCCUAGGACUAUCUGGGACGGUGAGGAAACGGUUUAUUGUUUCAAGGAGAGGUCGCGGAACGCUCUGAAGGAUCUCUACAACCAGAACAGGUACCCGUCUCCAGCCGAGAAACGGAAUCUGGCCAAGAUAACCGGACUCUCCUUGACCCAGGUCAGCAACUGGUUCAAAAACAGGCGACAGAGAGACAGAAACCCGUCUGAGGCGCAGUCAAAAAGUGAGUCUGAUGGAAACCACAGUACAGAGGAUGAGUCCAGUAAGGGACAGGAGGAGCUGUCCCCUCGUCCUCUUUCCAACUCUUCGGAUGGAGUGAUAAACCACGGGAGCCUCCCAGCUCAGACAGGAGCUCUGGACGGUGGAGUGGUCAUCCAGCAGAUUGGUGACAUCAAGAUGUCCACAGGAUCCGGUGGUGGUGGGGUCUACAAUGGCAGUCUAGCAGCCAAUAAUACUUCCCCUGCCGUGUUUCAUAAUGGUGGCUCAUCGUAUCUACAUUCACCUGGAAACAUUCUCUUCAACGGCCUCAAUCUGGGCAUCCAGCCUCUGGCUUUCAACCCUCUGAGGCCGCCCAGCGGCGUGCUUCUGGGGGGCUCUGCGGGGGACAUGCACAUGCAGACAGGCCAGGAAAAAGGAGUGAUCGGUGCCGAGGAGUCCGCCCUGCACUACUCCUCCUACACGGGCUGUGUUAAUGGGUCGGAGGUGAAGCUGGAGGGGGUUCAUACCAUGGCGGCCCAGAAUGGAGGCUCCUCAGUCCUCACAUUCAGCUCACCGUCAGGGUCUCUGCAGCUCGGUGGCUACAGCCUGGUCCAGGUACCGAGUGGAGUCCCUGACAGCGAUGGCAGCUCCUUGCUUAACAGCGAUGUAGGUCUUCCUCCCCUACAGCUGCCGUCUGCUUCAUCUUCCUCCACAAUUACUCAGCAAGGUAGCAUGUCUCUGAACAAUGCAGUGGUAAGCUCAUCCAGUCAAGACUCUUUCCAGCCACAGGACAAGCUGACUAUGACAUCUUUGCACCACAACACCGUUCUCUACAGCAUGAGCAACCAGACUCCAAUAAAGAAGGAACCUCUGGAUGGAGGCAUUUACUCCUCGUACCACGGCGGGCUCCACCUGGACCCCAGCGGUCAGAUCAGCUACACCGGCAGCGACUCUGGGCACAUCUCCUCCAGUCAUGGCACCACUUCCACCACUGACGUCACCCCCAUCAGCUCAUCCAGUUCUGAGCCAGAGGUCUACACCACCCUCACCAACAGCACACCUCUGAUGGCUCAGACGGACCCAGACGCCCAUCCUCACCUGCAGCCGGCUGAGUUCCUCGGCACACAUGAGGUGCACCGAGGGGCCCCAUCCUCACACCUACUGGGCCCCGGGAUGAACAGUGACUACAUGAACAUUUCAGAGAGCAAGUCGGACAUUUCGGGGCCUGGGGGGAUGAACGAGAUGGUACGGGCGAUGUGCGGGGAGCUGGAGGCUGCAGAGGGGAAGGAGCUAGCCAAACUACAGACUGUGCAGAUGGACGAGGACAUGUCCGACCUUUAACCUCAAACUCUGAAGCACUCACAUCCACCUGAGCAGUCAUACAAUGAAUAUUUUUACUAUUCAGUGUGUGUGUGUGUAUUUGUGUGUGUGUGAGUUUUUAAGCAUUGAUUUCCUUUAAAUUAUUUGUUUUUAUUUGAAUUUUAAAUGCACUCUAGUGAGAAAGGAGCCAUGUAGAUUGACUGCUUCAGAUUAUUAUGAAAAUGUAAAAAUAAAAGAGCCUGUGGUGUGUCUAAAAAAGCCCCCGUUUGUGAGAAGAAACACUGAGACUGUUCUGGCCGAUAGGAAGGAGUCCCUGCAUGAGUUUAGGCUCCGUUUAAAAGAGCAUUUUUUAUAGACAGCACCUGCUACUUCCUGUUGAGUGGAUGUGAUCUGCAGAAGCAGGUGCUGGAAUUCCUCGGGUCAUGUGACCGGGAUGUUCCUCCAAACCAAAUGCGUCAUGUGGGUUGAAACAAAAAGGUCACUCUGGAGUGGGGAAGAGGGAGAAAGCUUUAAGUUGAACAGCUUUACUGAAGGACUAAAAGGAAUCGGUUAACCAACACAGAAAAGUUGCUGAUUAAGGAAGAAUUUUCCUUCAGGGAGCACUUUAAUUGCUUUGAAAGCUUCUCAAGUCAAUGCAAAAUGCUGCUUUUAUGCUUUAUAACACAUUUAAAACCUUGACUGGAAGAGUAAAGUUAAAUGUGCCUUUCUGCAGCUAAAAAUACCCAAUGGUUCUGUUUUGGCAUUUGCACUACCACCAUGACAUUACAAUGUUUGAAACAACCCCUGAGCUGGACGUUUGUCAUGUGUGACACGUCCAGAAGAAAUGCCCACUAUUGCAGCCCUGUCUCCUGUUUCCAGUCCCAUCAUCAACUCAUGACACGGACACAUAAAUGAUGACUUCUCUCAUUCUGAGCUGUUUAUAACCCAACUGCUCGCAGAAUCAGGGUUCCUAUGAAGUCUGAAAAAAUUUGGAAUCAGAUUUUGUAAUUUUUUUCUGGUCUUGAUAAGCAAACAAAAACAAAGGAAGGGUUGUUUUUUUAUGUAUUGUAUUGCCUAAAUGUAGAAUUCUUCUUUUGUAUCCUCUUUUUCCUUCUUUUCCUUUCUUCCAUUGCUCCUCAGUUUUUUCUUAAAUCAUUGUUUUAAAGGUUCAAGAAAACAAAUCUCCUCUUUUGAAAAAAGAUUUUGAAAGGUCAAAAUCUUUUUUGACAUUUCUCUUUUUAUGUAUUUUUUGUCUAUACCUUCCUUAUGUUUUUCUGUCUUCAAUUUUGUUUCACGUUAUUAAUUUUUCCAUUCAUUUAGUCAUUGCGUUCGUCCUUUAAACCUUUAUUUUCCUAAUCUCCUUCCUUCCUUCCUUCCUUCCUUCCUUCCUUCCUUCCUUCCUUCCUUCCUUCCUUUUGUGUUCUUCAUUUUUCUUUCCUUUUGUUCUUCUUUCUUUUAUUGUGUCCCUUUCUACAUCUGUGUGUCCUCCCUUUAUCUCCUUUUCUCCUUGUAUCCUUUGUUCCUUUCUUCCUGUUUCUGGUUUUUCCAGUUUCUAUUAUUAGAGCUUACAUGGUAGAAAAUACAUACUGACCUUUUGCUUUAGAAUUACUGACAAACACAAAAGACUGAAAAACUCUGUAUAAAUGAAUCUCGAAAAAUGUUUAUUUCUUUAUAAAAAAUUUGUGGAAACCCAUUAGAUAAACCCGUUUUUCCAUAAGACCAGACUAAAACAGCUCCAGAGUGAAAUAAUUUUCAAACAAAAUGAUUUUAUGUGACCCCAGAGUGUGUAAUCAUCUGUCUAUGCACAGCAUUAAACUAGUCCAUUGAUAUGAGUGCCUUUUACAUUUGCUGUGGGGAUCCAAUCAAAGUGGAAGCAUCCGGGUUCAGAAAGCAGCUUCAGAGGUUUGCAGCCUCUGCCUGAAUUUGAAAGUGAGGCCGUUUGUCAAGAGACACUAACACUUUUCCAAACUUGUCCAGAGUUUCUUAUCGUCACAUAUGAGCACAUUUCGACCUUACAUCCAACUCAUCACAUGCUUUCAUGCCAGAGAUGCUCCCCAUCUUCAGGACCUCUGAGCGGACCUUUCAAUGAAAGUAUCCUCAGUGCUUUAACGGAAUAAAACCAAAAAUGAUGAGCAAAAAGUGCAUCAUUUGUUUUUUGUUUGUUUUUUUAUCUUAGUUUGAGUUAUAUGUUUGUUAUGUGAAAUUAUGUGAAUGUAUUUUUCUAAAUCAAUGUACUGGAAUAAAAGUUUAUAUUUAUAAAAACAUAAAA
Messenger RNA from Cyprinodon tularosa, 4450 nucleotides. It is a transcript of the gene six4a, whose product is annotated as SIX homeobox 4a. Gene Ontology annotation, molecular function: RNA polymerase II cis-regulatory region sequence-specific DNA binding; DNA-binding transcription factor activity, RNA polymerase II-specific. The record is from RefSeq and is a predicted model, not a curated record. NCBI's taxonomy places the organism in Eukaryota, Metazoa, Chordata, Actinopteri, Cyprinodontiformes, Cyprinodontidae. The transcript is spliced from 3 exons. The coding region runs from base 175 to 2223 and encodes 682 amino acids. Gene Ontology annotation, biological process: regulation of transcription by RNA polymerase II. Gene Ontology annotation, cellular component: transcription regulator complex; nucleus.